This is a messenger RNA of Sclerotinia trifoliorum, 1563 nucleotides long. Lineage: Eukaryota; Fungi; Ascomycota; Leotiomycetes; Helotiales; Sclerotiniaceae. The record is from the annotation of a GenBank genome assembly.
UUUGGAUUGUGGGGAAUUGUACACAGUGAGCAAACGAGCUGGACAUGUACUGAUAUAGCAUACUUCUAACUUCCAUGCAAUAUAAUUUUCCACCUUCCAUGUAUAUAUUAUAUCCUUUCAAGUACUCAAGUAAACUUUCUCAUCAACAUAUUCAUUCCGUAUUUUUGCUUUCGUAGCAAUUUUCUGUCCUUACCUGGUGUUGUCUACAUUCGUUCAGUAUUUUACACUCUCAUUUAUAUUCCGAAAUUUUCAAUCCUUUUGGAAUACUUUGAAGAACAAAAUGAAGCUUCUACCGUUUCUCUUAACAACAGGCCUACUUGGUCAGGCGAUGGCUGUUAGCAUGAGCAGUCGUUUUACGGUUUCGUCAACUUGUUCGACCUCUAAGGUUGAUGACAUGUUGACGGAAACAAUCGAAAUGGUAAAUAGUGCCAUUCAAGGAAUUGAUAGUCUGCUUAAUGCCGGAGUCAAACUCAACCCUAAUGUUGCCUCCAGUGGAAUGAAAGCUCUCACGAAAGCUGCUACCACAGCUUGGGGAGUUUCAGAACCUAAGUGGUGGUCAUAUUCAUUAAGUGCAGUUGAUAUUGCUCAACUAAAAGCAGCGCAAGGUAUGAAUGGCCGUUUUGAAGCGGAAAUUAAUCAAAACAAAACUAAUAUAAUAUAGGAAAUUAUCAGAAACUUUAUGCAGCUUUGAACUCUGGCACUGGAAUGACCGCAAGCCAGAACACAUUAUUCUGUGAUGAUUCGACAUUGAAAUGGACCACUGUAUGAUUCCCUCAACAGCAGUAGAGAUAUAAUAACUAACAAUCUCCAUAGAAAGCCAUUGAUAUCUUCCCCGAUGGUGGUACCAUGACGACUGAAGAAUACUGUAAGUAAUAAAUGGACAGCAUCAUGAAGCACUAGCUAAUGAAUCAUCUCCAGUCGUGGCUCAAGGUUACAGUGACACCAGCGUUGUCAAGGGAUUAUGGAAGGACCCGGACCACAAACGUGGAAAAAACUACAACUUCAUUAUUGACGAAUAUAACGGAGGCCAAAUGUGUGGUUCAAAGUCUGCUGAAGCCAUCACAUACUGGCAAAGCGGAAAUAUGUUCCUGUGUCCCAACGCAUUCAAUAAUGCCAACUACAAAACUAGCUUGAAAAGCAUGAGGACUUCGACAGCUCAAGUUCUAUGGAAUGAUGUUCGAUCACUUCCUGGAACUUUCUUGCAUGAAAUGAUGCAUUUCCUUGACUUGAAACCACAUGGUAAGUCUUCGUGUUUUUGGAUUAGCUAGAUCUUGCUAAUAAGAAAUAUAGUCAUCGAUCAUACAGUUACUGGUGACAAGGGGGGACAAGUUGCAGCUUAUGGUCUGAUUGCAGUCUGGAUGUUGGGCGGUCAAGCUGGACAAGAAACGGUAGACAGAUCGAAGGCUUUAACGAAUGCUGAUUCUUAUAAUGUUUUUGCAACAAUGGCAUAUCUUCAGUCAGCAGAAUUUUUGGGUUAAACGGAAAAAUAGGAGGAAAUGGACGGGGGAGUAUGUAGGAAAGGAGACCAUGUAAUGUUCAUCUUUUUUUCCGGUACUUUUUGCC